Molecule: messenger RNA, 825 nt
Organism: Closterium sp. NIES-67
Lineage: Eukaryota; Viridiplantae; Streptophyta; Zygnematophyceae; Desmidiales; Closteriaceae
Source: the annotation of a GenBank genome assembly
AAGACUCGCAGCUGAUAUCCCCAAAUUGCCAGCCGUUUCUCCCACAAUCAAUCAGCAAGUUUCUCGUACCAAAUCAAGUCGAUCUCGACUGCUACCAUGGCUCGCCUUCAGCUAUUCAUUCUGUCAGCCCUGCUUCUUCUGACGCUGUCGACUGCGACUGAUGAUGACUUCUUUCCAGCAGCCGUAAAGAAACCAGCAACAUACAAUCCUGGCAACAGGGCGACCAAAGCGCUGCUAGAUGCUCUCGAGGACGACUACUCCGCGUUCCUGUUCUUCCUCAAGCGCGCAGGCUUGGACAAGGAGCUUCCUGACCUUCUGAGCAAGUACUCCGUGACCAUAUUCGCGCCGACGAACGACGCCUUCAAGGCGCUGGACCGGGACACGAAGAAGAAGGUGAAGGAGGACAAGGUGCUCCUGCGCGAGCUCAUGAUGCUGCACAUCACCAAGGGGAAGAAAACGUUCGCACGCCUCCUCGAACAGAAAAAAGACCAUCAGUAUUCGUCGCCUGCUGCUAUGGGCCAAGCGAAUCUGGUGAAGCGCAGCGAGGAGUACGACGAGCCGAUGAUCAUCUCGGCCAAGCGCGGCAAGAAUACGGCCACCGUAGAGGACGCGGAUGUCUUUGUGAGCAAGCUGGUUUCGGUGCAGGGAAUCGAUGAAGUCAUCCUGCCCCGCAGCUUCCAGAGGCCUUAUAAGAACCUGACUCUUAUGGAGAGCAUGGAUCGUGUGAAGUGAUGGGAAGGAGGUUGCUUAUAGCACCCCAUGCCAUAGCUUGGUAGGGGAAGUUUUGGCUUUGGUUCUGGUAGCUUUUUAUGUCUUUCAGAUGGA